Acanthaster planci (crown-of-thorns starfish) is the source of this 2947-nucleotide messenger RNA. RefSeq lists its product as uncharacterized. The record is from RefSeq and is a predicted model, not a curated record. NCBI's taxonomy places the organism in Eukaryota, Metazoa, Echinodermata, Asteroidea, Valvatida, Acanthasteridae. Gene Ontology annotation, molecular function: protein binding.
UUGUGUGCUUACUUGCGGAAGUAGGAGAUUGAAUCACAGUUCACUUUGCGCGCUUUGCGACCUUAAUUUAGAGUUUUUACUUAGGAAUUUUUACGAGUUUGAUAUGGAGUGUCGAGUAUUACAUACUGAAGUGUUUGGAUGGUAAUUUACUUCACCAAACAGUGUCAAAUGAUCAUGGACUACUGAGGUUUUUGUCAAGUCAUAAUUUUGACAUUGAUGUUGAUGUAACAUGCACAGUGAUAUGGAAGGUGUAACUGAAACAGUUGAACAGCAUAAGCAACAAGAACCUGUCCUGGAAGAUGCAGUGAACAAGGAAGAGCCAAUGGAAGAUAACAAGGAAGGCGAAGAGAACUCAAUGGAUGUUGCUAAUGAGAAGGGGCCGGAGGAGGCGCAACGUGUCGCCAACCAGCCAAAACAGAUGGAGACAGGGGGUGGGGAUGGGGUGCCAAAUGUUGCUCCGGUGAAACCGAUCCUCAAAGAUAACUUGCCCAAACCCAGGGUAAAGAAAGACAGAACUAAGAACAGAAAGCAAGAUGGAAAAAUGGUGCCCGGAAGCAACCAGGUUGCUAAGAAAAUGAAGAAGGGCAUUUUCAUCUCGUACUCCCCAGACGGAGGCUUCCUUGAACGAAAACUCAUCUGUGAAGCGGUGAGACAGUUCAAAGAGAAUGAUCUGACUGAAGACAUUUGGUUUGAUAAGGACGAGGAGAACACCAGCAGUCCUGCAUGGUUUUCGCAGCGGAUGGAAGCAGUUGAAAAAUGCCGUGCUGCCAUCUGCUUCCUGUCUUUUAGCUACUUUCAAUGCCCUGUUUCACUGUACGAACUCCGUUGUCUACUUGAGCGACAAGUCCCCUCAUCUUCCACCCCUCCCAAGGUCUUUCUUGUCUUAUGCGAGAAUGUGGAGAUCCCACAGCAGUAUACCAUCUUCUUGGAAGAUCUUGUGAGACUGUGCCAUCCGAGAUACCAAAGACUCAGUCUCUCGGAGAAAGCCUCAGUCGUCAUCGGUGCUCUGAUGGAGAAAGUUGAACACUAUGCUUCUAUCUUUGCACCUCAUGUGCCGCACAUACCAGGUGCAGACUACACGGAGGAGUACAAGAAGAAGAAACUGUGCAAGUGGAACCUGGACGACCUGCAAAGUUGGCUGUAUCAGAUGGGGAUCAGGGAAUUCUACCGCCAGAGUUUUGCUGAAGCGGGCAUGGACGGCUUCCUCCUCAUGUCUAUCAUGGACCAAGACAUGGCCGACUUUCUCGGCAUUGACAGCCGUGUAGUCAGGAAGAAAAUACUCCAGCAGAUUAUCGGGAUUCUAGAGAAGGAACACAAAGCUCCGGAGAGUUGGCAUCUGCGAGCAAGGACACAGAAGAAUCGGACAGACAGUGUUUACCUGGUGUACGAUCCCACAGAUGUGAGACUAGCACAGAAUCUUAAACAAGAUUUGAAGAAGAAAAAUCUUCAAGUGUCUUGUCAUGAGAAGCUGGGACAAUCUAAGGAGGAGUUCUUAGCAAUCAACGGACCAAUCAUAGCCACUGCCAAGCAUGUCAUCAUUCUUCUGACCGAAGGAGCCACGGCAUCCCCGUUCGUCUUCCAUGAAGUGCUGUUUGCUGACUGGCUUGGGAAGUCGCUGGUGACAGUCAUGUUCAAGAAUGUCUGGGAGAAAAUGCGACCAUCACUGAAAGCUGUGAUAGGUGAAUUUCCAGCCAUUGAUUUUGAGACCAAGAUGUACAGUGAGAGCAUGGACAUUCUUGAGCAUCACAUCAGGCCCUUACGCAAGGUGCCAGGGGUUGUGUUGGAGCAGACUUAUCUCAACCGGAUGAGUGAAGGACUUAAGCCCCUGCAGGUCCUUGCAGCAUCACAAGGUACUGGGUCAGCAGUGAGCAAUGGAUCUUCGGAUACCAAAGUCUUCUUGAGCUACCAGUGGGACAUGCAUAACAAAGUCCAGGAAAUCAAGCGAAUCCUUGAGAACAACGGAAUCUCUUGCUGGGUUGACAACAGCCCGACUAUCGCACAGCAGCGUGGCACCUCAGGAGCCAGCACGCGCAGCACAGCAACAUCCGGGCCGAUUCACUCGGAUGCCAUACACGAGACUUUGGAAAGCAAUAUCCAGAGGAAUAUGAAGUCGUCCACCAUCGUUCUGAGUUGCAUCACUCCACGGUAUUUACAGUCAGACAACGGCAUUAAGGAUUUAAUGUUGGCCGAGGCCCUACAUAAGCCGGUGAUUGCAGUGUUGCUUCGUUUCGUGGCGUGGCCACCAGACAUGGGUCCCUCUCCCAUCAAGAAACUUCUGGCCCACACCAGCCACAUUGACCUGAGUAACGACAAAUUGUUCAAGCAGAACUUCCACGUGCUUGUGGAGAGACUGAGGAGAUUUUUAAACUCCAAGCACUGAACGAAGAGACUUGGGUAAGAUUAUCUCUUUGGGAACCCCGUCAGUUGGCAUUCAGUGGUAAUGGAGGUAGACCUAACAAAUUACGCAGACAUCUGGGAACUGAUGUUGGUGCUUCAAAAGACUUGGGGUAGAAAGGAAUGCCUGAGCACCAUGUGUAUGAUCUGCAGAGAAAUUGUAAACAUCAUUGAGUAUUUUGCUGAAUUAAAAAAUCUUUGCGACAUUGCAUUAAGUAAAAUUUCAGCUUCUCAGUGCUUAGCAACAACCACCUGUAAAUAAGCAGAGCUGUCACAUUUUCAGGCUUGUAUGGAGGCUCCAAAAAAGACUUGUAUGUAUUUUAAAAACUUUCAGGAGCCUAUGAAGACAUACAGAUUAAUUUCUUAAAUUAAUUAGUAUGCAGCCGUUGUAUCUAUUUAAUUUAUAAGAGUUGUUUUAAAGUACGAAAUGGAAAUGGUGUUGCUCUUCAGUAACCAAACCAGUUCAUCCUGCUAAGUUGUAAACACACUUUCAUUUUCUUUGUGUUGACUUUUUGAAAGUGAUCCUGUACUGUACAUUUGUGUUGUAUUAAAA